UCAUUGCAGCCAUCAGUGGCCUCUGAUAAAACAUUGAAAAACGUUUAAUCCAUUCAAAUUGAAUAAUUCAUCACGUCAUGAAAAUUGAUUCACGUAUUAUUCAUCCGUUCGCUCUUGACAACCUUUCAUCGUAUUUGCAGAAAUGUGUUAUUGUGCCUCUGAACAAAGGAUAGCGGUAUACUGAUAGGUAUUGCGAAAGCGAAGAAGCUUCUCGUUCGUUUGCACUCGCAAUUGUCACUAAAAAUAUCACGGAACAGCAGAAUGGAAUAUUGAUUCUGAAUGUGACAGACAUUUGCCUUUAGGCAGGAAAUGAACAUAAAGUGUUCCGGAAAAUCAAAUGCGAAGCAAAAGCCUUUUGGCACUGAGCUAAGCAUUUUAAUUGGUGCAUGUGUGUUGAUAUUCCUAUCAUUUCCUCGCCUAUGCAAAUAACAGAAUUAACAUUUGUUUAAUAUUUCAAUAGAUGUUAUUAGGCUUUACUUGCGAUGAGGCAACCAGUAUUCAAUACCACAAAGGCGGGAAUACACAUUACAGGGAAGUUAAACAGUUCGAUAACAAGAAAUCAUUUCUUCACCAUUGUUGAAAUACUAAAAUGGUAGAUGUGACUUUGCACUUCGUCAUUUUAGCCUCUAUGUCAAUCCUCAUUGUGGCUGCCAAUAUCAUCGUUUGCGUAUCUGUAGUAACAAACGCUCAACUUCGCACUUACACAAACGGAUUUCUCGUAUCUUUGGCCGUUUCAGACAUUUUAACGGGCGGACUCUUCUUUCCCGUUCACCUUAGUGGGCCAUAUUCGCCUGUAGCUUUCACAGAAGGCUACUUGGUUGCUUUCGUUCUGUUGGCUGGUGUUGGCAAUAUUUGUUUGGUCACAUGGGAUCGCUAUAUUGCUGUUACCAAACCGUUCCAGUACAAGGAAACAGUGAAGAAACACUUCUCAAAGAUGAUUAUCGUGAUUUGGGCAAUUUCCUUACUCGUUGCUCUCUUACCUCUGACAUGGAUGACAGAUUACAAUAUCGUCAUUCACAAAGUGUAUCUCUUUUGCUUAAUGGGCUUUUUUGUUGUCAUCCCGUACGCAGCAAUAUUUCUUGCUUACUACAAAAUUGGUCAGAAUUUGAGGAAACACCAACAGAAAAUUCGCAAACACUCUCACGCCACUGGUUCUCAUAAAUGCAAAAGAAUGAAAGCAGAGGCUAAAGUCACCAAAGUUUUUCUCGCUAUUGUAAUGAUAUUUGUGUUAUCAUGGUUGCCGAUCAUUUAUAUGACAACAGUUGCCAGUUUGAACAAGCUUAACUUAUCUCCUGACGCUCUUCAAAAAGCUUCUCUUUAUACCGUGGCACUUUCUUCUUUGGCAAAUCCUUUACUUUACGCAUUUGUUAAGCAGGAUUUUCGGCGGCAGUUUAAAAGACGCUCAGCGCGCCAAGGGAUAAGUUCUGUUUCUGCAGCUGCCAAUAAAAUGAUGGAGCCUCCAACGGCACCUUGUAGGACGGAAAAGGACCGCAAAAAAAAUACAGUCAUUUACGUCAAAUAUUUCUCCCUACGGAGCUAAAUAUA
This is a messenger RNA of Pocillopora damicornis (cauliflower coral), 1545 nucleotides long. Its product is annotated as beta-1 adrenergic receptor. Gene Ontology annotation, biological process: G protein-coupled receptor signaling pathway. Gene Ontology annotation, cellular component: membrane. The record is from RefSeq and is a predicted model, not a curated record. NCBI's taxonomy places the organism in Eukaryota, Metazoa, Cnidaria, Anthozoa, Scleractinia, Pocilloporidae. Gene Ontology annotation, molecular function: G protein-coupled receptor activity.